Molecule: messenger RNA, 751 nt
Organism: Colletotrichum acutatum
Lineage: Eukaryota; Fungi; Ascomycota; Sordariomycetes; Glomerellales; Glomerellaceae
Exons: 1
Coding region: 86-709 (207 amino acids)
Source: RefSeq, a predicted model, not a curated record
UACCCAGUAAUGAUGAUAUCAUCGAUGUGAUCAACUUUGCACCACAGUCCGUCCCGCCCUGGCAUUUAGCACAUAUCCGGAACUCAUGAGAAUCAGCGUACCCGUUUUCUCCCGAGGGACAUGCAAAUACAUGACAGCCCGAAUCACCAUUGGGAAACUUAUCGUCGAUGAUUAUGCUAAUAGCACUCUUGCAAAGGACAUCGUAUUUGUUGGUCUCAGGCAGACAGAAACGCUCUUCCCAUCCGGCGUCGAUCUGAACUAUGACCCCCAGUUGCUUGGAGAAGAGGCUGGCAAUCCUGUAUAUCUGAAUGAGAAAAGACACAUUGACUUCAGUGUGGCGUUUGACAACCAGACAACCAGCGGCAAACUGCUUCAAGUCCAGUCAUCGAGUAGCAACGAGAAUGUCACUGUGCCGCAACCGGUCACCUCAGCUCUCCCAUCAGAAUACCGAAACCGCACACCAGUCCGCUUGGAGAUUGUGGCAGCAUCGAACACGACGCAUUACAUAUUCCUUGCUGGUUUUCCAGAUUUGUGCAAACACGAAGCUGUUCACAUGAUAACAAUCGGGCAUGCGGGAGCAAGUUUAGUGAGCGAUGGAUACACGGAGGUUGUCGUUGGGGUAUAUGGAACCACUAACGGUCAAACUAUCGAACGAAAGUCAGCAGCAUACGUCAGUAGAUGGAGGUACUCUGCAGAGGAUAGUGUAUAGACUAUGAUUUCGUGGUACAGGACAUUCGUGAUUUUCCUGUCA